Adineta ricciae is the source of this 789-nucleotide messenger RNA. The record is from the annotation of a GenBank genome assembly. Lineage: Eukaryota; Metazoa; Rotifera; Eurotatoria; Adinetida; Adinetidae.
AUGUCACGAAAAGCACAGAAAGAGAUUAAAAGAUUACAACGAUCAAAAAAAGAAGAUUUUCCUCGUAGUCAAAAGUUUCUUAAUUUUUUAUCACCUGCCAAAGCAAAAGCAUGGACAGAAGAAAUCAUCAAACAGCACGAAUAUGAAGAUUUAAUCAAUGACCGUCAUUUACCACCAGAACUCACUAUUGAUCAACUGAAAGCCUUAACAAGCAUUACACAUCAUAAUGGUAACAGAUUUUUAGGUUGUCAACAUAAUUCAAUCUUGAUUAUUCUAGGAACAUUUUUCAAAGAUUGGAUGGAAUGUAAAAUUACACCAAAACAUCUAAAAAAUGCGAAAAGGCAUCCAGAAAUAGCAAUUACUCCAUCUAAAUCAUCGUGGUUCUCUGUGGCAGAAGAUUAUAUUGAAUUUUGCAAAGCGAAUUCUGUGGAAAAUCUUACAGUUAGCCGUCAUCUGAUUGCUUUACGUGGAAAAGAAAAGGAAGAACUUCCAUUACUGUCUACAAAUCAAGGCGGAAAUCAAUGUUCGCAUCUUUGUGAUACGUACGGGUGCUUAAGAACAAAACAUCUACGUAUCGAAACAAGAGAACUCAACAUGUCGCGAAGAUACUGUUUCGGAAUAAUUUUACAAAUUUAUCGCAACAGCGCUGGAGUUGAUACUGUGACAAACAUCAAGCCAUGUAAACACGGACAAGAUCAAGAGAGAAGCAUGGACGAACAACUGGAUAAUAGUUGUCGAAAAAUAUACGUAGUCCUAGUAACAGAUAAAGAUUUGUUUAAAUAUAAAUAA